Molecule: messenger RNA, 876 nt
Organism: Micromonas pusilla CCMP1545
Lineage: Eukaryota; Viridiplantae; Chlorophyta; Mamiellophyceae; Mamiellales; Mamiellaceae
Exons: 3
Biological process (GO): cilium assembly
Cellular component (GO): centrosome; cilium; intraciliary transport particle B
Source: RefSeq, a predicted model, not a curated record
AUGUCGUUCCGCGAGAUUCGAAACUUCACCGAGUGCAUGCGGUCGCUGGGGUACCCGCGGAUCGUCAGCGUCGAGAACUUUCGCACGCCAAACUUUGAGCUCGUCGCGGAUUGCCUGGAGUGGCUCGCGCAGCGAUACGACGGCGGCGCGGUCGUGGAGGACGACAUCAGCACGGAGACGGACCGGGUCAGGUUCUUGAAGUCCGUCGCCGCGGUGUUCUUGUCCAAGGCGCGGAUCAAGCUCAACCUCAAGCGGCUGUACGCCGCGGACGGCCUCGCCGUGAAGGAACUCCUGAAGAUCGCCAACUUGCUGUACCAAGCCACCGCGAAGGCGGACGAAGACGACGCGGACGAGGAAGCGUCGGGAGGCACCGCGUUCGCGCUCGACGCGUCCGCCUUUGACGUCAAGACGACGCGCGCGCUCGCGUCGGAGAUCACGCGCCUCGGCGCGACGCUCCACGACGCGCUCGGCGAGGAGGAACGGCUUCGAGACGCGCGGCUCUCCGCGACGAGGAAGAACAUGGACAUCGAGGAGAUCGAGUCGCAGAUAUCCGAGCAGAUCGCGACGGUCAGAGAGAACGCGGCGAACGUGGAGCGCGCGAUGGCGGAGCUGACGGAGGACGAGUCGUCGCUCGCGCGACAGAUCGAACGCAAACGCGCCGAGCUCGAGCGCUCGGAGAAGCGCCUCGCGACGCUCGAGUCAGGCGCGUUCUAUACAAAAGUUUUUCACCCACCGUCCGUGCGACCGGCGUACAUGGACGAAUACGAGCGCCUCGAGCCGGAGAUGGACGAGCUGCACGCCGCGUACAUCGAGCGGCAUAGGAACUUGACGUACUUGGAGAGCGAGCUGGAGAAGAUCGAGCGAGACGAGGAGGAC